GAUGUAGAAGUCUCAAAAACUCACAAAAACACUUGUAUCAAAUACAAUACGCUGGGCGUCAAAGGGUUAAAAUGCAGUUUUUCAUGCUUGAUUCCAGGUCAGAGUAGAGGAUGCACAACAUUAACACAUCAAGAGGAGGGAUUAUGUUCUUGAAUCUCACUGGGCUUGCUGCUCACAGUGAAAGGAAGAAAAAUCCAGUGCAGCUGACUGCCACUAGAUGUCAGCCCUUGAUGAUGUUAAAAGUUGUUUCUCAGAAGUGUGAACCUCCUUCUCUUCUCCCCCAGUCUCCUCUCUCCCUCCCCCUUCUUCAUUCCAUCUUUUUUCUCUCUGUCCCUUCCCAUCCACUCCCCCCACUCUCUCUCUCUCUCUGAACCUCAGAGCGCGCUAUAUAAAACAUCCCUCCACACUCAGAUAUACAAACACCUCCGUUCCCACCACAGCGCCUCCGAACCCUGCGUCAGAAAAUACCCCAGUACUCACUUGAAGCGUUUGAACAGCAGACACCUGACCCUUCCUGAAUGAGCUGGAGAAGACUCCUUUCUUCUCCCGCAUCUCUGGACCGUCUUCUUCACUCUUUAUUUCUCCUCAAGUUUGGCAGCUGAUAACGGCUCAAUCAGAAGGAGAUUUGUUUGUUUGUUUGCAGCAGCUGAGAAAAUCAAGGACUGUUUGACAUGAGGAGAGACGUUCCACAAAGAGGCAUGAAGACCACAUGUCUGUGGACUGCCGCCGUGCUGCUGUCAGUCAUCUCUCUGGUUGCGAGUGCUGACUCUCCAAGUUCCGACUUGAGAUAUAACUCAAAAUCCAAAGUGAAGACCUACUGGGAUGAAAGCAGCAAGGACGUGUCCAUUAGCCGUCUGCUGUCUCAAAGCCUCUACGGCAAAGAGAACUUCACCUCUAUGGAUCUGAACUACGACGAAGGAGAGUCUUACUCUAAGCAAGAGCAUUGGAAAUGGCUUUACAACACCUCAGCCUCCCGUGACCCUCGAUCAAGGACGAAAAGACGCCCCAUCGUCAAGACUGGAAAGUUUAAGAAGAUGUUCGGCUGGGGUGAUUUCCAUUCUAACAUCAAGACGGUGAAGCUGAACCUCCUCAUCACCGGCAAAAUUGUGGAUCACGGUAACGGCACCUUCAGCGUCUACUUUCGACACAAUUCAACCGGUCAGGGCAACGUUUCCGUGGGACUUGUUCCUCCCACCAAGGCUGUGGAGUUCCAGGUCCACCAGCCGCACCAGCAGUACCACCACCAUCACCAGCAGCAGCAGCAGACGGCCCUGGAGACCAAAGAAACCAAGCUGUUCAACUGUAGGGUGGAGUACGAAAAGGUGGAGAAAGGCACCAGGAACUCACUGUGUGCCCACGACCCCUCGCAGAGCUGCCCUCAGGAGCAGACCCAGAGCCACGUGUCCUGGCUGUGCUCCAAACCCUUCAAAGUGAUCUGCAUCUUCAUCACCUUCUACAGCACUGACUACAAGCUGGUGCAGAAGGUGUGCCCAGACUACAACUACCACAGUGACACCCCCUACCUCCCUACGGGUUGAUCACAAGACCAGACGAAGGGGGGGAAAGAAAAAAAAAAGACAAAGAUAGGCUACAGGGUCCUGAGCAAUGUCAGAUUAUAUGAAAGAAAAUGGAGUCAAGACAUUUCCAACUUGAGAUGUUGACAGGCAUUAUUACAAAUAACCUAUCCUUGUCACAAGACUGAUAUUGCUCCAAUGAACAAGCCUAGCCUGAGGUCAUUAAGAGAGCAUUUAGGGAAGCAUUUAUAGGCUUGCAAUACUCAUCUUAUAUGCAUAGCUGCUUACAUCGAAAGGAAAUUCUCAAGCCAACCAUAAAAAUAUGCUGAUUGUAUUUAUGUAAAUAUCGUGGAUUCCACACAAAGACCAGAGAACAAUUUUAUCAGUGUUUUCUCCUGCUAAUUUAGUUGUUUAUGUUGAUGGUGUAUUUCCGUCUCAAUCAUGCUUUCUGUCUCCUCCAAUCAGUCUCUGGUAAUCACUGCGAACACGUAAAUGUCAAUGCAAAUAAGAAGAAUCUGUCAGUAUGCAUUAGAGGGCAUAAUGGAAAAAUCAAACAUAUUUUGAGUGGUGUUGUUUUCUGCAGUGUGAUUGUUAGAGUGAAUGUACCUCUCUGAUAUUGUUGUUGGAAUCUCGUCCAUGUCCCAUGCAUGAACCCGAAUGUGGUAAACAACUUAAUAACGUCCAUCUAUAUUUUCCUGUUAUUGCAGCUGUCAAAAAUAAUCUUCACCAAGUCACGACACAAAGAGGGAAAAAAAAGUAUGUUCUAUUUUAAUUCUGUGUUGUGUGUUUAGCAGUUUUAAGGCCAUGGACGGCGCUCGGUAAAUGACACCAAAUUGAGGGCUCUCAUCAGAUCAAACAUAAGCAAGUAAAUGUCACAAUGAAUAAAUAAAAGUUGCACAAGAUGACAGAGAAACAGAAGAUCAUUUUUUGUGCUUUUCUUUAAAAAUAAUCAAACAUUACUCUGCUCUCUUUUUUUCUCAGAACUGCAUAUCCAUUUUAGACAUUUAAGCAUUGCUUUUAUUUCUGGUGACUCUUUGCAUCACUGACAUGACAAGCAGCCAGUAGUGAGCCACAGAAUUAGAGCCAUAGUGCCCCUGCAGAAACCAAAAAUAACCAUUUGUAAACACUGGAAUAAUCAUUUGUAUCGAAAAGUGAUUGAUAAUCGGAAAAAAGGUAGGUCAAAAGUUUGUUUAAAAAUAGAUCAUAGAACAAGAAUGCAAGAGAACAUGGAAAUUGUAGAGAGGAAGAUUUCCUGAAGUGCAUUUGAGGCUUAAGCAGAACAAAAACACUAUUAUAAUGCGAGAACUGGUAAAAAGAGCUUUCCAGCUCCAGAAGAGGUAGGACAUACAUUAAACAGCAGGUGCUAAUCACACAUCCUGCGUGUCAAACGCUCGCACUUCUGGUUAUCAAAAAAAAAAAAAAAGAAAAAAAUUUCAGAUGAGCCUAACGCUGGCUGCUAAUGAUAUUGGAUGUUCCAAUUGGCUAUUAAACCUUCAUUACAUAGAUUGGAAGCCAGUGGCUCCACGUGAAGCAUUUAGAGAAAAUGAACACAGUAUAAGUGGGAGCUCUGCAGAGUCAACACCACAGAAAGAAUGAAUUAAAGAGCCGAUAGAAAACCUGUAAAAAAGUAUGAAUGUGCACCUAGGGGCACAAUCACUGCUGUCUAUUUAAAUUCAGUGCUCUUUCACAGUGUAUGCCAUGGUAUACGCAACGCAGUAACUGCUAAUGGCAGCCUGGAUGACAUCCAAUAUGCCAACAUGGGGCGAAUUUUCUGACAAGGCAGGUCGAAGAAUAGGGGUCUGCCUGUGGGAUGAGUGAGCAUAAAGAGGAAUUUAUGAUGCGGAGGAACAAGGCUGGCAGAAAUCACUGGAAGCACCUGACUCGUAAAUUGAGAGCAUGUUUCUGUCACUAAGAAGAAGGAAUGACUAAUGUGUCAGAUUGCUGUUUGGGCCAGUUCUUUCAUCUCAAUAAAGUGACUUUGAUAUCUCUCCACCCCUACCCAAAUGUGCCAGGGACAGUUUGUUCAGCUUCAGAGAAUUAAAGCAGCACUUUCCCGAGACAAUGCAGCCUCAUUAUGCAUAUAAUCUUACAAGUGUAAACAGUCUGGCACAAAAGUGUUCGGUGUGAGAGCUGCUGAGAGAUGGAUCUGUUCCCUGACUAAUGUCAUCUGAGGCUAAAUGCAACGUAUUGUGAUGCUGACUGUUUUGAAGAAAUUACCGUUUCAGCCUCAGUUACACGUGUAUUAUAAUUUAUCCUCCGUUUAGUAUUUAUCAGUAACUAAACUUGACAUCGGUCAAGUGCCCGAUGUGAAAGGGGUCAAACACUACUGGAGACAUACUGGGUAGGUACUUGGUUUUUUGGGUUUAGGAUUCAGCUGCUUUGGAAGUGUUGGGCUGUUUUUUCCCCCCCCCCCUUCUCACAUUAUCCGCCUAACUUCCUUCCCAAACUCCUUUCAGUGAUCAUUUGCCGUUGAUUACUCCCAAAGCUCAUGGCCCAUAAAAUGGUGUUUGAGACAGCUCUUCUCUACAGUUUCCGUUCAGCUCCGUGGAGCAUUCUAGCUUUUUCAUCGUAUUGUUCUUAAUUUACUGCCCCCAUCUUUACAGUCACAGCUCGCUCAAGUAUUUUUUUAAAGCAGGUUCGAGCAUCAACAUACAGGUGAAAUAUUUAUUAGUGAUGACACUCUAUACUACACUAUACUACAAGUGCCAACAACAUUAGAAGGAGAACCUCAACAGGGAGAAGAACACAGGUGUUACAGGGUGAGCAGGAAAGAUGAAAGGAAGGCAAAACUAACCUAGUUGGUUAAAAUUAUGAUUUAUGGGCAAUGUGCAUAUGCUACAUGCCACUGGAUAGGGCUACAGACAGACAACACAUGCUGAGAAGAAGACUUCAGUGACUCCUGUGCUAUUCAUAAACUGCUAUAAAUGAUCAAUGGUUUUAACCAGUAUUAAUAGACUGUGAUGACUUCUCAGCUGGCGAGCGCAACAAGCACCAGAGUGACCAUACACAACGUAGGUGAUUGGCCAGGUUGCACACAAUCACCUGUAGCUUUCCAUCCUACAGUGGGCUUCCGUCUGAAAGAAUUAUGCUUUGAUAGAGCACAGAUUACAAAUUUAAUUUGGUUUCUCCAAACCAGGGGAGCAUGGUGAAGCAGUGGUUAGUGCUGCUGCGUCACAGAAUGAAGGUCCCAAAGAAAGAAGGCAAAAAAAGUCAGUCAUGGUACAAGUUCCACAGAAAUCAAAAUCGAAACAGUGUUUAAAUGGUUCUUAACCUCCAGAGACCCUGCAUCUUCAUAAGCAGACAUCACAACCUUACAUUUCAUUCUGCUCAACACAGACGUGAUGAAUCCCUAACAAGAGUUCAGGUCUCAGGAGCUAUUUGUAUAGACAAUGUUGCAGUCCCUAGUUUUAACUGGUAGUUACCUAGCCUGUUUUUUAGUAAAUAACCAAGCCUCUCACCAUUUGAAUAAAGAGAUUCACAGGAAGGUUUUAUUGACUAGACCUAGAGUAAGGAACAAGACGACACAUGGCUGUUGCAGCACACAGAUUUGUGUUUGAAUGCAUACCAAUAAAGCAAAAGUAGCAAACACUAGAACAAAGCAGGUGUAGAACCUUUAACAACGGGUUAUUUUGGAAUUUCGUUGUUCUAACCAAUCGAAACAGACUUUCCAUUUUCUGCUAUUUCCUCCAAAAGACGUUUUCACCACUGAUAUGUGCAAAAACAUCUACAAAUUUCCUUUCGGGCAAACUAGAUGCCGUAUUGACUCAGUGAUCAUGACAUGAUGGGAUGUGCCAGCAAUAGCUCAUAACAUCUGCUGAUAUCUUUGCAAUAGGUGUGGGACAUAACAUCAUCGCUUAUGACUAUUUUAAACUUAUUUCAUUUAAAGAAGCUCAUGUGUUAUACCUUUAAACAUUGCAGCUUUAACCAGCGAUCCUUAAAUUUCUCUGACAACUUUCACAUAAUCAUCCUGGUUUGUUUGAGAUUACAUUCAAGCACUGAGUUGCUGCACUUAACUUUUAUAGGAACUUUAUGUUCUAUUAACUCCUCUAUUAGUAAGUUAAUGAGCAGUGGGUCGGAUGGAGGAGCUGGGGGGACAGGAAGACAAAUUCCGUCUCUGUUUUGGAACCAUUAAACCCCUAAUGGAUUCAAAUGAAAACUAAUUUUCUUCUAUUUAGAAAUUAGUCCAGAUCAACACAACGAGAUGAUUUUUUUCAGUCUUCUGCCUACAAAUUAUUUUGUUGCCCCAAAAUUACCAACGCAAAUUCAUUAUUGCAAGUUCAAGUGUUUGAUGAAAAAUUUCCAUUUUGUAUUUUUCUUACCGAACAAACCCUGCAAUGCAAAGUGCAUAAACCUGCAUUUUUUCCUCAUGGCCAGCAGGGGGCAAAUCCUCUGGUUUCACAUCUAAUUACCUUACUGCUCACUCAGUUUAUAAACUCAGUAAACACAUUCCUGGUCUCAGUUUGUAGUUCCUCCUACUAGGUUCCUAUUGGAGUCAAAGGAGGAGUAUCUCAGUGUCCCAUUUCUUGAGUGAGGGGAGAGUGGACCAGGAGAUUCACAGACCAACUGGGGGAGGCAUUCUCAGGGCUUUGGAUGCUUCACAAAUCUGUUGUGGUGAAGAAAGAAUUAAGUAUGAGCGCAAAUUUGUCAAUUUACCAACUAAUCUACAUUCUUACCCUCAUCUAUGGCCACAAGCUGGGGGUAGUGACAGAAAGCUGAGCAAAUGAGCAGAAAUGAGUUUCCUCCAAAAGGUCAUCACCCUAGCAGUAGGGUGAGGAGUUCAAUCAUUCAGGUGGAGUUUAGAGUACAGCUCCUGGGUAAGGCAUUUGAGACAUGUACUACCUGAAGGAGGGCCCAGAGCAGACCCAGGACACAUUGGAGAGAUUGCAGGCGAUGGAUGGAUGGAUGAAUGGAGAGCUAUAUAAAUGCAAGUACAUAAUUACCAGACUACAAUCCUGCACACCGACACAGAUCCCUCCUCUGAAGAGGACACAUGCGAGAUCUUCCUUUUAGUGUUCAAGUAUGAACAACACAACAGCAAAGAAUGUUUGAACUAAAAACUAGCUCAAAAGGCAUUUCACAGUAAUUCUACUAACAGGUGCAGGCUGGAGAAAUGGAGGCUGAAAUGCUACGAGCCUGACUGCUCAUCACUGCUUCAGCAGAAGAUCAGGCGGUCUGCUUAGCUGGGUUUGGCAUAGACUCGGCUUUAACAUCACUCUGGGUUCUUCCACACUACCUUUGUGUCACUAUGCUGUCUGUGCAGAUUUUAUAGCUUCAGUUUUCUGCACUGUACCUUCACGUUACUGUCCAUGGAUGUAGUAAAAACAAAAGUAAUGUCCACGUAUCCACUUUUUAGCUGUAGACCAUUCCACUGUUUUCCCUGCAUACUAACUGAAAUCAGCUGAUUGCGGUAUAAAUGUUCAGGACUGAAAGAGGGCAUGUUUGAGUUUUUUCCUUUCUGUGCCCAUCGUGCAGGUAAAUGAAGAACCUUUGUAAUGUAAGUAAUGGUAUAGUUUUAAAUGUAAUUUGAUUACUGAAUUCCAUCCAGCAGUGUGUUGCAUUACAGAAAAAACAGUGUUAGUACAGUACUGGUGACUACAUUCUUCUUUUAUAUACCAGUCGAUGAUUUCUUAUCUGUAAUUGCAAAUAGGGAGUUGUGUUACUCAUUUAUAUAAGAACAUUAAUGAUUUAAAACGGUCCUUAGAUUUAAAUAAAUAUAUAUUUGUAACAAAUGUUCCUCAUUUUGGAAAUGAAAGCCGUUUCCUGCUUUGUAUUUCAGCUUUAAAAAAAAACAUUUUCAGAUCACAGAUUACACCUUCAUUACAGCUUAGUGAAAAAAUAAUUUAACAGAGAAGAUGGAGAAAGCGGAGUUAAAUAAUUAAAAUGUAAGGGACGCAGCUUUUCAGGAAUUAAUCUCUUGUAGACACCAAUAUGCACAACUAGGAGAUGUUUGAGUCCUUUUCCAAGCUCUGUUUUAUAAGAAAAGCAAAUCUGGCCAUUUCUUUUGUCCAUUUAACGAAUUCCGUGCGUAUGAAUGAAACCGACAGCGUUGCAGAGCAGCAGUGUUUGGACGUCUAAGUUAUCUUUGGGCCCAGAUCUUCUCCCUCGGUUCAGCUAUGCUGGGCCGGAGCCAUCCAUGCCUGCCUUCUAUCCCCUAGCUCGCCCACAAUCCCUGAUUAAUGUGGUCUGGGCGGGAGCUGUCAGAAAUGGCAGAGAGAAUCAUGGGAUUUCUCCUUCAGAGUCCCAAUGACACCCAGCAGCUGCAGGAGUAAACAGAUGACUAACCACUGGCCUUUUGGCAGCCUGUGGAGAUUCACAUGGAGGGAGGGCUGUGAACGUUGCUUUGACAUUUAGGUGGAUUAGAAAGUUCUUGGGUUCUGCUCUCGUGGUGUCAGAGGUGGUUGGCAUAGUAAUUAUUUGCGUCUCGGUUUUUCUUCCGCUUGACCCCCAACCGCAGCGAAAAUGUAGAGCUUCCACUUACUUACAGACGUUUGCUCAAAUUAAAGCGUAAAACAUCCUCAUGCGCCUCAUUUAAAAACAAAUCACAUUCUGUUUGCGUUGCUACAGGACAAAGAAUAAGGAGCUUGCUUUGAAAAAAAAAAAAAAAGAGGCAAAAACAAGCAAUUGUCAUUUCAGAUCAUGUCCUUCUGCAGAAUGCAUUUCAAAUCUGGGGCUGAAGCUGUCCUGGGGGCACAGUUUUGUGUGAGGUAUUGACAUAUUAAAGGCUCCAUC
Molecule: messenger RNA, 8243 nt
Organism: Haplochromis burtoni (Burton's mouthbrooder)
Lineage: Eukaryota; Metazoa; Chordata; Actinopteri; Cichliformes; Cichlidae
Product: neurexophilin-1
Exons: 2
Coding region: 672-1538 (288 amino acids)
Molecular function (GO): signaling receptor binding
Source: RefSeq, a predicted model, not a curated record